AUGGAGCCACAAGGGACAGGAUAUAUUGCCCUUAAGGAUGGAAGGAAACUCUACUUAGAGUGUCUUGAUUCUGCUAUCAUGGAUACUAACGAAUGCCAGCCCCUUCAUGUUGAUAUACUAAGGUUCUAUGAAAGCAUAAAUAUGAAACUGGAUCAGCAAGUUCCUCUACUGUUAGUUGAAAGACAACGACUGAACGAAGCAAGGGGGUGA
Messenger RNA from Lathyrus sativus (Indian pea), 210 nucleotides. The record is from the annotation of a GenBank genome assembly. NCBI's taxonomy places the organism in Eukaryota, Viridiplantae, Streptophyta, Magnoliopsida, Fabales, Fabaceae.